Molecule: messenger RNA, 1613 nt
Organism: Calypte anna (Anna's hummingbird)
Lineage: Eukaryota; Metazoa; Chordata; Aves; Apodiformes; Trochilidae
Gene: ANKRD1
Product: ankyrin repeat domain 1
Exons: 9
Coding region: 70-1029 (319 amino acids)
Biological process (GO): regulation of transcription by RNA polymerase II
Cellular component (GO): nucleus
Molecular function (GO): RNA polymerase II-specific DNA-binding transcription factor binding
Source: RefSeq, a predicted model, not a curated record
GCGUGGGGGUCCCUGCAGAGCUGGCCUGAGCACUUGGGUGUUUGAGCAGUACAGGUGUGUGACCUCCAAAUGCUGCCAAGUAUGAUGAUGAAAUUAGAAGAGCUGGUGACUGGGAAGAAAGCAGAUGAUAAAGAGACUGGUAGCUUCCUCCCUGAGGACUUCAAAAAUGGAGAGUAUGAAGCUGCUGUAAGAUUAGAGAAGCAGGAUGACCUGAAGUCAGUGUCUGAACCCUCGCUGACCCAAGGUGGUCUGGCUUAUGAGGAGAAAAAACUAGAAGCAGAGCUGAAGAAGAAGAAAUUAGAGAGGUCAAAACUUGAAAACUUGGAGGAUCUUGAAAAAAUUAUUCAGCUGAAGAAAAGGAAAAAAUGCAAGAAAGUGAAAGCACCUGUUUCAAAGGAACCUGAACCAGAAGUUACAGGACCAGUGGAUAUACCCACAUUCUUUAGAGCUGCAGUGGAGAACAAGUUGCCAGUAAUUGAAAAGUACUUGUCAGACAAAGGGGAUCCAAAUGUCUGUGAUGAGUACAAACGCACUGCAUUGCACAGGGCAUGCUCUGAAGGACAUCUAGAGGUGGUGAAAAUGUUGGUGGAAGCUGGAGCCCGGCUUGAGCAGAAAGACAUGCUUGAGUCUACAGCCCUGCACUGGGCGUGCCGGGGGGGGAACCUGGAUAUUCUGAAAUUCUUACUGGACAAAGGGAUAAACAGAAAUGCAAGAGACAAGCUGCUCAGCACCCCUUUACAUGUGGCUGUCAGAACGGGUCAGUAUGACUGUGGGGAGCACCUCAUUGCCUGUGAAGCAGAUCUCAAUGCCAGAGACAGAGAAGGAGACACACCAAUGCAUGAUGCUGUGAGGCUGAACCGCUACAAAAUGAUCAGGCUUCUGAUUCUGCAUGGAGCAGAUCUGACUAUAAAGAACUGCCAAGGGAAAACCCCCAUGGAUCUUGUUCUUCAGUGGCAGAAUGGCACCAAAGAGAUAUUCAACAGCCUGAAAGACAAGUCCAAUAAGAGCGUCCAACCAGCCAAAUUCUGAAGAGAGAAUCAAAACAGAUCUUGUUUUGCUGCUUUUAAAUGCUACGUAUGAACCUGAAGGAAAACAGCUCUGAACACAGUAUUUUAAUUGAAAAUAUUUAUGGUACUGAAUUCUUUGAGGUACUUUCACUGACAACUGCAAAACAAACAUGUAAAGAAAUUGUUUUCAAUGGCAGGUUGAGUGUUAAAAUUCCAGUUUUUUCAAAUGGCUUUAUUUAUUACUAUUUAUUACUUAUUUAUUUAAAACUAAAUUUAAUGAUUCCCAAUAUUAUUGUAGCUUUUAAAAAUACAUCUUUACACCCUAAUGCAAUCUUUGCCAGCAACAUAAUUUUUUUUGUCUUAGAUGGCAGUAUUUCCAACUACACUAGCAACUUCCCUCAAGCUCUAAAUAGCAAAUGCUUGCAGCUGUUGCCUCUGCCAAAUUCUCAGUGUUAGAAUAUUAUGUUAGAUGAGUGGUGAUAUGUGGAAGAACAAUGCAAGAAGGCGUACUGAGAUAUCAAGUGGAUUUAAAGAAGUAGUUGAGUUUACACAAGAUUUAGCAACUAUGGUCAAUAAAGAGCUCAAGGACAGAGCUGCAGCCACCAU